ACAACAUAUUUCCCAUUGGUGCCUCCAUAAUCCUCACUUGUACAGCGCAGCCCAGAAUGAGUGACUCUGUCUAUCUGGAUAGAUGGGUCGAAUAUAUUGAGUGGUACGAUCCUCAGGGUAGACGUGUUGGAGCUCAAUGCCAACAGCCCUCAAACGUCCAUGCUCACAAAAGAAAAUUAAGCUGCCCAUUAGUGCUUAAAAAGUUGACAGCUGACAGUUUUGGCUCCUACAAAUGUCAAGCGGGUAACAGUUAUACAAGGCACUGCACAAGGAAAUCAUUUGAAGUGGGGAAGAAAGGCGCUAAGGUAAUGUUAACAGAAGUUCCGCAGCACCAAAGUGUUGAUAUAGGGGCCAAUGCAACUUUCAGCUGCACCGCCGAAGGUGAUGAUUUUAAGCCAACCAUCUUAUGGUUCAAGAACCGCGAUUUAAUUGCCUUACAAUCCAAUUCAAGUUUGAAGGUCAUUGAAAAAUCGUUGGAAGGAAACAGCAUGCAAAGUCGGCUGCUAAUUAUGGGGGUGAAUAAAGAAAGUUUUGGCCAAUAUCGAUGUGAGGCAGAAAACAGCAAUGGUAAUUAUAGAGCUGUAUCGUGGGCUCUUUUAACCGAAAGGGAUUCAGAAACCCAAACACUUGAGAUAACUGAAGAUCCAGAGGAACAACGUGUCUCGAUUGGUUCUGAUGCUUCUUUUAGUUGCGCUGCUAAGGGUAUUCCGCGGCCAACCAUUGACUGGAUUAAGGAUAAUGCGACACAAACCUUAAAGAACAACCCUAGAGCACGUGUUAUUUCAACCAACCGAAGCCAAAUUCGAAGCCAGCUGUUGAUAACUAAAGUGGAGAUGGAAGAUCAUGGCAUAUAUCGGUGUAUUGCAAAAAACCGCGACGGAAGCAGCCAGUCAGGAGUGGCUGUGUUGAGCAUAGAAGAACCCCAAGAAAAUUCAACAUCUCAGAUGACAAUUAUCGUCGUAUUAUGGGCUGUGGUUGCUGCUCUUAUCUGUAGACUAAAGCACUCGAUUAGCCAUCCUUUGUACUUUGGUAUUAACCAGUCAGUUACUCGAAAGCAUCGUCUGAGCAGCAGAUCGUUAAAUUGUCUUUUCUCACAGUUCGUUCAUCGCGAUCUAGCAGCGAGGAAUAUUUUAGUAGAUGCCAACUUGGUGGCUAAGGUUGGAGACUUUGGAUUAGCCAGGGACAUAUCUGAUGUUGGAAUAUACACCAUAGCCUCCAACGGCAAAGUUCCAUGGAGAUGGUCGUCUUUAGAAUCUUUGCGAGAUCUAAAUUUUACAUCAAUGAGUGAUGUGUGGUCAUUUGGUAUUGUCUUAUGGGAAAUCGCUACUUAUGGUGAGUUGCCAUACCAUGACAUGACAUCACCAUUUGUUCUAAUAAAUCGACUUACAAAUGGAUACCGUAUGCCUCGCCCCGAUCAAUGCUCGAAAGAACUAUAUGAGCUCAUGAGCUCUUGUUGGAAAGAAAACCCUAUGAUGAGACCAACCUUUUCUGAUAUCGUACAGCAGCUGAGUAAUUUUUUGCGAGAAGUCAAGAGGACAUAUAUUAAUAUCAAAGAAGACAGUGACGGAGACGUCUGAUGACGCUUUGAAAAUAAAGCAAACACGUGCACCUCAUUUUAUUGGACUAAUACAUAUAAAAGAAAGAAAACCGCAAGAUCUCAAAUGGGUCCAUGUGUAAGGCUUCAUCGUCACGCUUCAGAAAUUGUUUGUUACUGUGCUUGCUAAGGCCCAAAAUUUAGAUUUAGUCGUUUCUUUUUUCCAAAUAGUUCCGGGUGUUUUCUUCACCUUAGUCAGUGCGAAUCACAGAAAAUAACAAACCGUUCAUCCUGCAUUAAUUUCAAAGCUAAAUUGAGUAGAACAAAAAAGGGCAUCGAGCAAGUAAAUUAGCUCAGCCUCGAUUGGAUUUUUUCAUAGAAACCUAAGCAAUUAUCUGUGUUAACCUGGAACCUUUCCCCCCUCCCAUCCCCUCUUAUUAGGGCUAGCGCUGCGGCACGAGCAUUUAUUCGCGCAAGCAGACCUCUCAGGCCUCUACGAUAGCGAGUCGCCGCGAUUUUGACGAGGGUUCUGACACGAAUUAUUUACGCCAUACUAUUGGGAGACUCCUUACCGGUUCCCUAAGCGUUUUGGGAUACUUUCCUUUGAGCGAGGGAAUAUAAUACCUGUGCCACUGAGUUAUUUAUUGGUAAGAGCAUGCUUGCAGUAUACUAUCUGUCUAGACUAAUCUAUUUGCAUCCGUAUAAACUGCAUUGCGAUAUGAUUAUCGUAAUAGUCCAUUUCUACCUUUUGAAAACCGUAGUCAGUUGGAAUUUCUAACAGGAAAGCUCUGCCAGAGUUUAAAAGCAUACCUGACAAUUUUCACGGAGUAUCUAAAUGAUAUAAGGCAUAUCGUUGAUACCGUAGAGAGAUAAAUCAUAUCUAUCAACAAACUAGAACUAGCUAAUUGAUAUAUUGACAGGUAUCAGUUUAGUAAACUGAAAUUCAAAUCACAAAACUGAGGAGAAAGCUUUAUAAGUCUUACACGUGAUUUUAGAUUUUGUAUUCAGGUGAUUUAUACCUUUUGAACUUUGUAAUAAGCUCUUUUGGUAACGGCUGGUUCCAUGUUGACUAUGUUUUUAAAGCGCUGUUGGAAUGGGGUCAAAUGAAGCGUAAUUGAAGUGAUUAACUUAUGAUUUGAGACUUUAUGAAACUUAAAGACUCCUUCUAAGCCUUCUUUGAUACUCCGAAAACUAGUGUUAGUUCUGUAAACGAUGGUUGAUAGCAGAAACUCUCGACUGUAGAAAAGAAACAAAGCCCCAAAACGGUCAUCAUAGUUCAUGAUAGUUUACUCUAUCACGC
This is a messenger RNA of Stylophora pistillata, 2834 nucleotides long. Its product is annotated as fibroblast growth factor receptor 4-like. The record is from RefSeq and is a predicted model, not a curated record. Gene Ontology annotation, biological process: cell surface receptor protein tyrosine kinase signaling pathway; positive regulation of kinase activity; multicellular organism development. Lineage: Eukaryota; Metazoa; Cnidaria; Anthozoa; Scleractinia; Pocilloporidae. Gene Ontology annotation, cellular component: plasma membrane; signaling receptor complex. Gene Ontology annotation, molecular function: ATP binding; transmembrane receptor protein tyrosine kinase activity.